GCAGCACCUGACCUAGUGGACCCCAAAUCCGCCACUCACAGCAGCAAGCCCCGCCGCUCCUUCUCCGCCAAGUCAAUCACACUGAGCCCUACAGAGGAGUGUAAGGCCAUCGCCACGGUGAUGAAGUGGAAGACAGUGUCGGCCAUUUUCCUCCUGGUAGUUCUCUACCUGGUUGUCGGAGCUGCCGUCUUCAAGGCCCUAGAACAACCCCAUGAGAGUGCUCAGCGCCUGGCCAUCCUGACUCAGAAACUAGACUUCCUCUCUACACACUCCUGUGUAAACCACAGCCAACUGGAGGAACUGGUCAAGCAAGUGGUGUCAGCGAUCCGUUCAGGGGUGAACCCAGCCGGGACUCUGACCAAUCACAGCAGCCUCUGGGACCUAAGCUCCUCCUUCUUCUUCGCUGGAACCGUCAUCACUACCAUCGGAUUUGGGAACAUUUCCCCCCAUACGGAGGGAGGGCGUAUCUUCUGUAUCAUCUAUGCCAUUUUGGGGAUCCCUCUGUUUGGCUUCCUGCUGGCUGGAGUAGGAGACCAACUGGGAACCAUCUUUGGGAAGGCCACCGCCAGGGUUGAGAAGAUGUUUGUGCAGUGGGAUGUUAGUCAGACCAAGAUUCGUGUCAUCUCCACCGUUCUCUUCAUCCUGUUCGGCUGUCUGCUCUUCGUGGCGCUGCCGGCGGCCAUCUUUAAACACAUUGAGGGCUGGAGUGCCCUGGAGUCCCUCUACUUUGUAGUCAUCACCUUGACAACCAUUGGUUUCGGGGACUUUGUCGCAGGUGGUUCAGAGAUAGAGUAUCUGGACUACUACAAGCCUGUGGUGUGGUUCUGGAUCCUGGUGGGACUGGCGUACUUCGCUGCUGUUCUCAGCAUGAUAGGAGACUGGCUCAGAGUCAUCUCUAAGAAGACCAAAGAAGAGGUAGGGGAGAUCAGGGCUCACGCAGCAGAGUGGACGGCUAACGUCUCGGCAGAGUUCAAGGAGACUAGGCGUCGCCUCAGCGUCGAGGUCUACGACAAGUUCCAGCGAGCCGCAUCAAUCAAAAGCAAAAUGUCAUCUGAGCUGGGCCUAAACUCUGACCCCGAGCUCACCCCACCAAAAAGGAAGAUGUCCGUCAACUUCACCAAUGAAUUGGAUUGGGAGGAGACGGUAUCCCCGCCUGUUACCAAAAAUGGAAGUCUGUUCCUAAAUGGGAAGGAGGUGGACCCUAAGAGAGGUGACAUUGCUAUUACACCUCAAGUAGAGUUCACAACCUUUCACCUCUGACUCUGCUUCAGCACAAGCCACGCCCACCUGGUUACAACAACCAAUGGCAGCCAUCUUUCAGCACAAACUGGAUGAUGUCGUUGAUAAACACCUGCCCUUAUGACGGACUAUAUAACAAUAUAACACUAUGAAUAAAUUAUGAAGUAUUUUGAUUUUGAACUACAACCGAAUAACAACAUGAAUUGUGAACUGUGAACAGAUCUUAAUGUAUCUGAAUAGAAGAGUCACGUUUGGGGAGUAAGGUCAGGGCAAAUCUGAAUUGUCAUCCUAUUCCCUGUAUAGUGUUCUACUUAAUGGCCAUAACCUCAUAGGGUUAUGGUCAAAAGCAGUCCACUAUAUAGAAAAUUGGGUAUCAAAUAGGACAUAGCCUUAGUUUAUGUAUACAAUUUAUUAUGUUGCCGAUGUACAGUGAGGGAAAAAAGUAUUUGAUCCCCUGCUGAUUUUGUACGU
This is a messenger RNA of Salmo salar (Atlantic salmon), 1710 nucleotides long. RefSeq names its product potassium channel subfamily K member 2. The record is from RefSeq and is a predicted model, not a curated record. Gene Ontology annotation, cellular component: plasma membrane. Gene Ontology annotation, molecular function: potassium ion leak channel activity; outward rectifier potassium channel activity. Gene Ontology annotation, biological process: potassium ion transmembrane transport; stabilization of membrane potential. Lineage: Eukaryota; Metazoa; Chordata; Actinopteri; Salmoniformes; Salmonidae.